Molecule: messenger RNA, 9251 nt
Organism: Zalophus californianus (California sea lion)
Lineage: Eukaryota; Metazoa; Chordata; Mammalia; Carnivora; Otariidae
Gene: DENND11
Product: DENN domain containing 11
Exons: 9
Coding region: 294-1661 (455 amino acids)
Cellular component (GO): cytoplasm
Source: RefSeq, a predicted model, not a curated record
AUCCCCGCGCAGGUGGACGGAGCCAGGUGGAGGCGCGUCCAUGCCACCGGACGUUUCCCGGACGCGGGCACACGCAGGCAUCCGUGAGUCCAAACCCGGCACGCAGUUCGGCGAAGCCGGAGGGGAGGACGCCUUCUCCCGCUGCCUCGGAGCGCCGACUCGGGCGGGCGGGGCGGCGCGGGGCAGGUGCGGCCUCGGGCGGUGCGGCGGCCCGGCCCGGCCCGGCGAGGGGAGUUCCCGCAGCCCGCCCCUGCGCCCGCCCCUCGCCGCCCGCGGCUCCUCCUCGCCUCGCCAUGGUGGAGCGGGGAGACUCGGCGCCGCUGCUGCGCUGGGCCCAGGGCCCCGCCGUCUCUCCGCCGCAGGCCCCGGAGCUGCAGGCUGGAGGCCGGGGCUGGGGCAGCGGCGGGGGCGGCCGGCCGGCCGCGGAGCUGCCCAGGAGGCGGGAGCCCGAGGAGCUGGGCGCCUCCGAGGUGCUGCUGCAGCCCGGGCGCCUGGAGCUGGGCGACGUGGAGGAGGACCAGGUGGUGGCCGUGUUCGUGGUCACCUUCGAUCCCCGCUCGGGGAACAUGGUGGAAUGGUGCCUGCCUCAAGAUAUUGACCUUGAAGGUGUUGAGUUCAAGUCUAUGGCCAGUGGGUCCCAUAAAAUUCAAUCGGACUUCAUCUAUUUCCGAAAGGGGCCGUUCUUUGGCCUGGCCUGCUUCGCCAACAUGCCUGUGGAGAGUGAGCUGGAGCGAGGCGCCCGAAUGAAGUCUGUGGGCAUCCUGUCUCCGUCCUACACCCUGCUUUACCGGUACAUGCACUUCCUGGAGAACCAGGUUCGACACCAGCUGGAGACGCCGGGACAUUACUCCCAUCUGGCUGCAUUCUACGAGGACAAGAAAGGGGUGCUCCAUGCCAGUCCGGGGAGAGGCAGCAGCCUGCCCCCCGUCUACUGGCUGCCUUCUAUCCACCGAUACAUGUAUCCCGAGAUGAAGAUCACACACCCAGCUGGCUGCAUGUCUCAGUUUAUCAAGUUCUUUGGAGAACAGAUCCUCAUCCUUUGGAAAUUUGCCUUACUUCGAAAGCGCAUUUUGAUAUUUUCUCCCCCUCCCGUGGGCGUCGUAUGCUAUAGAGUGUACUGCUGCUGCUGUCUGGCCAACGUCUCCCUGCCGGGCAUCGGGGGCACCGUUCCUGAGUCCAAGCCCUUCUUCUAUGUGAACGUGGCUGACAUCGAGAGCCUGGAGGUAGAGGUGUCCUAUGUGGCCUGCACCACAGAGAAGAUUUUCGAGGAGAAGCGGGAACUGUAUGAUGUCUAUGUGGAUAACCAGAACGUGAAGACACACCACGACCACCUGCAGCCCUUGCUGAAGAUCAACAGUGCUGACCGCGAGAAGUACCAGCGGCUCAACGAGCAGAGGCAGAUGCUGCUAUACUCCCAGGAGGUGGAAGAAGAGUACAACCCCUGUGAGGAGGACCUCUUCGUGCUGUUUUUCCUAGAGCAAAACAACCGGAUAUUUCAGACUUUGCUGGAGGUGUCCGCCAGUCAAGAUAAAACCCUGACCGCUGAGCAUGCCCGCGGCAUGGGUCUAGACCCGCAAGGGGACCGGAGCUUUCUGAUGGACCUGCUGGAGGCCUACGGCAUCGACGUCAUGUUGGUCAUCGACAACCCCUGUUGCCCCUAGGAAGAGUGAGCCAAGGCUGGUGAGCCUCUCUUGCCUGGGGAUCUCAUGCUGGGCCCCAGAAGACCUCAUUUUUUUAUUAAGCUGACGCACAGGAUUAUGGUUUCUACUUUCCAACAAAUGUGAUUUUUGCAGUCUCCUUUCUUCCCCUCCUCCCUCGUGGUAAGACGAGACCACCUUGGUUUUAUGUCCUGCUCUGGUACGAUGUUGGAAUCCACCGCUUUCUCGCAGAACUGCUGCCUGGUUUGGUGAUCAGAGCAGAUUCUCUCAUCGCCUUGUUGAGUGACUUGAGGGGAUGUGGUGAAGGCCAUCUAUCACUAGGAGCAGGCCAAGCGCUGCAAACACUGGGGCAGACUCCUCAGAGAGUGCCUUGAGGUCCUCGAGAAUGAGAGAACUGCCCCGGGUGGCCGUGGAUGUGCAUCUCCUGGAGAUGGAAGCUAGCUAGACCUUAUGACCCUUCAAGGUUCUUCUCGGUUCCGGGAGUCCCGUGUUGGGAUCAAAUCCCUUUUCCUGUUCACUAGGGCAAACCUGCAUCUUCUCUGUUCAUGUGAGUAGAGACCUCGAAGAGGAACAAAAGGAUGUUUCUGUCGCUAAGGCUGAGCUGCUCUGAGGACAGAAUGACAGGAAGAGGUUUCUUACCAGCCAUGUGGGAAUUCAGAUUGUAGAAUGAAGCUUUGAAACUUGCCUCAGAGUAAAUUAGUGGCGGCCCGUCCAUGUGAUACUCCUUUCCUCCCCGAGUCCCUCUCCUCUAGGGAUGGCCCUGGAGCUUGCAAGCAAACUCAUUUUACAGUGUAGUUUCCUUGAAGGGCUAACUAUCCUUGUGGAGUAAUUUUGGUAUUUUUAAAGAGUAAUGUUUGUUGCCGCCAAAGGCAGAGCAGUUGGGAUUCAAAUAGGAGAGAGAAGAUGUUUCUCCAUCUGAGAGUUCUCUGGACACAUCACUAGCAGAGCCUCUGGAUCAAAACAGAGACUGACCGGAUUCUGUAAUCAAGCAAGGAUCUGAGCUGGUCACUCCGAGUCUGGAGCAAGACUGCGUACCAGCUUGGAGCCCUCACCAGUUUCUCUUUCGCAGAGAUGACAUUCCUUGAGCUAAGUAGUUGGGGCCAGACACUAACAUGUGUGUCGAGAGAGUGAAUUUGACAGUGCCUUCACCUGGGGAAGUGGUUGGAACCCCUGAGUGUCCGUGGUGAGUUCCCCUGCAUUCCCCUGACAUGUUUUGGUCUGAAAUGACUCCUGUCGGUCCCUGCCUCUUCUCUUCGGCUGGGCCAUUCCAGGGACGCCAACUUCGAUGAGACAAUAGGAGUUUGAAGCCAGCUCUCGUGAAUAGAUUUGAGGUCUUUUUGGCCAUAGUCUAGGAUUUGGACUUGGGCUCCUGGGUUGUUGGUGACAGUUUCUUCCCUUUGGACCUUCUGCCUGGCUGUGUCAUUGGCCUAGCCAUCCGUGUAUCCAUGUCUGUGACGGGCUUCCAGCCAGGCUAAUACAGCAGAGAAAUAACCUUCGAAUGGUUGGAUCACACAUCUGAUCUCAAGACUAGCUUUUUAGGGCUCAUUGCUUUAUUCAGAAAUAUUUUCACUAUAGCUCCUUGAUACAGGAUUCAAGACUAAAGAAAUUCACGUGGACAGAUGUAAAUACAUCCUAGUUAAUCAGAGUAGCAUCUUUGAUGUAAAUAUGUAAGUUUGGGCAUUGAAAUGUAAACUGUACAACUAAUACUCUUUCCUCUUCCGUGUGGGUUGAGCCAUCAUUUCAGUCAGAUGUCUUUUCACAAAAGAAGUUUCACCACCUCUUUCCUUGAAGAGCAGCCUUCUCUGGUCUCUGGGGAAAGAGCGGCCUUUCUGGCCUGGGUCGAGUAAUGGUGACUUUCCGUGGUGUCUGAAGGCUCAAGGUUUUCGAAGUUGGGGGGCUUGUGUCUGAAGCAGGGGUAGGGGUGACAGAAAAGGUCGGAUUCUCUCGGCGGACGUAGGCCCCCUUCCUCAGGACGCGUGGGGUCUGUUGGAAGAUGGUUGUCUUUAAGCACUUCUGCACGCAAUCACUUGUGUUUCUGUGGAAUUGUAACUCCAGGCUCACAAGUACUCGUGUAAAGGUCAUAAGGUGGAAAUGACGUUCCGGUAUUUUCCUUUGAAUGGUGGGUAGGACUCCGGGCUCCUUGCAGCUCCACACUCUUCCAGGUGGCCGUGUGGCCUCUCUGUGCGGUCCCCUCACACUCAUGCAGGGGGCAGGGGGAUGGGCGCCGGGGGGAGUAUACAAGCGAGCCUGGGCUCAGCUGACCCCAAAACGAACUUCUUCCCCACCCACCCCGUAUCCCUUUUAAGAGAGAACCCAAGGACUUGGUCCUUCCCUUGCAACUUCCUUCUGGGCCAGAAGUCCGGCGCCGCACGCCCUCUGGCCGGCUGAGUAGCAUGCCUGUUGGCUUUGUACUCCCCUUGGUCACUGUUCACCAUCCCCCGAGUGUUCUCUUGCCUGGAUUGUGAUACGGAGCCUCUUGUUUCUGAGGUCACCUUUUGAAGACUUGCUCUGUACCUGACUCUGCUCCCAUCCCCCUGCCUUCCCCCCAGUGUGUCCGGUUAGCAGCCCACCCAGCAUCAUUUGCUGCCCCUCCGCUAAAAGGGGCACGGGGGUGUGGGUUUGUUCCUGGCCAGGACUCCCCGCAGUGACAGCUGAAGCGAGAAGCCGCACGGACCUGCUUUUCUGCCGUUGUUGAACGAUUUCCUUAAAAGCCUUCUGCUUUUGUUCAGAAGACAUGGUCGGCAGCCUUCUUUUCUGCCUCAUAGGUCCAUAAGUUCUGGAGGGGCAGGGACUCUUAACCACAGACUCCUGAAGCAGGGCUGGAAGCCGAGGAUGGAGGCGCUUGACCGAUGAUUGCCUUCUACCCCCUCGACUGUUGAACCUCCCAUUCCCGCCCCCCACCCCACCCCAGCUGGCUUGGUCCUCCCGAGACCUUGAAGCCUGGUCUAAUGCCAUGCUGUGAGCCAUGAGCUCACCUGGAAACACUGCUGACCCAAGACAUCUAGGCUGCUGUCGUUCCUGAAUUGAGUCUGACAAAAGCCGGGUAGCAAGGUGCCUUAUGGGGCCAGGAAUCCAGGCUUAGUGUUUAUUGAUGUCCAGCAAAAUGUGACAGAGGCCUAUUAAAGUGGGGUUUGUUUGUUUUUUUUUUUUUUUUUCCAAUUCUGCAGGCGUGGCAGAUGGUAAUAUUCAGCCUUGGAGAAAAUGUCCAGUUGUGCUUUGGCGUAGGAUUCUCUCUCCAGAAGGAGUCAGAAACGGUAGGAUUUAUCUCCUACGAGAAGCAAAAGUGUGGGCCGGACGAUUGGUUUAGCAUUAACGAUGGCUUUCAUCAGGCACGAAGCUCUCCUUGGGCCUGGUGUAGAUCUGUCCCCGGCGCCACUUGGGGCCUUGUCUGGUCCUCAGUCAGGACAGGCAUGAACCAGAAGACACGUGCCCCCCCAACAACUGCCACCCAGCAUGGCAGCUCUUCUUCCGUUUGGCCAGGGAACGGGUGCUGGAUUCAUUGAUCAUGCUAGGAAUCAUUGAGCCCAGAAUCUGCAUCUAGAACUUACCUUGUGUCGUUCCCCAUGAACAUCAGGAUGGGAAUUUUCAGGGUAGCACAGACCAUUCUAAAUACCACCUAUGCCGACUCAUUUGUCAGCGUAACUACCUGGUAUUUUUGCCAGAAGAUAAAGGUAAAGAUAAAUCAUAGCUGAGUUGCUCUUUUUCAUUCCGGUGGUUAUGAGGAUGAACUUGCUAUUUGUCUUGAUACGCUGAAAGCCCUUCCAACACAAUAAAAAGAUGAGAUUAUUCACCUUGAAGCUGAGGCCUGCAGGGAGCCUUCAGUAAAGAGCAGUCGUGAAUUAAACUUUGGCGGGGCAGCAGCCCUCUGGGAAGAGCCAGGGACCUCAGGGACCUUUUGUUUUCCUUUUUUUCUGAAACCGUAUAGCCCAGGGAAUGGGUUGAGACACUUGCUCCAAGUCCCUGGACAGAUCAGACUUGCAGAGGUAAGGGGGCAGGAGGGUGCUGAAUAAAUUAUAAGGCGAUGGUCAGCUUGACCGUGAACUUUGCUUCGUUAGGCUGUCAGUUCUGAAAUAGGCAAGAAAGAACAUGGGGACCAACGUGUCAUGCAAGGGCUUUCACCUCCCCGUCCGGUUCCUCGCUAGCAGGCUCGGAAUCUGUGAGGUCCAGCCCGAGGAUCUUUCUAGCGCCCCUCUCAGCGAGGCUCCUGCAGAGCCAGACGCUGCCCUCCGCUGGCCCGACCUGUCCCUUCUCAUUUCAGGGAAACCCUUUUCUGAUUCAGGUAGGGGAAGAGCAGGAGUCAAGGGGCUUCUCUUACUCCUGAGUUGUGGAUUUUUGGUAUUCCAUUCUAGGACUCAUAUACCUCUGUUCCCAGGAGCUGCUAGAGCACCGAGUGUUGGGAGAGAAAGGCUGUGAAUUAAGUUAAUAUUUUUCUUAUAAGAAAUGGGAGUCUAUUUUUCUAUCAAUAUUAUUACUAUGUGAUGAAUGGAGUGUGCAGAUGUUGAAAUGGAAGGAGACUUCAAAACGAUAAGCCUCGAAAUGCGAAGUUUUGUCAUUUGGAAGCAACUGAGACCCCAUAAAAGUUUUAUUACUUGUUUUCGAGCGUGAACAAGGAGACGGUGCUGUGAAGUAUUAACCACACUCUCUAGGAGAUGAAUGUGAUGGUCCUGGGGAGGCUAACGCAGUCCCCGACCUUACGGAAAAUUCUUUUACAAAGCGUGUAAACGUGAUAAUGCUGAUUAGUGAGCCUCUUACUGGAGCGGUAUGGUUUUAUAACCUGGCACUUUAAUUCUUUUCUGGAGCCGGAAUACAGGGGCAGUUGGAUGAAACUGCACAUUUAGAAACUAAGUGAGAAUUUUCUCGUGCUUAUAAAUGAUGAUGGGGAAAUAAAGCCCUUUAGAGUUAUCCUAGAAGCUCAGCAUAACAUGGGCUAUUAGCGGUAACAUAACCUAAAUUCAGAAAAUUUACUUACUUACCACGGGUAGAAGGAUAGGUGUGAAUUACUUACGCUGGUUGUAGAAUGCAGGUUUAGACUAACAAUACAUUUACUGUGCUUUUUUGAGGACAGGUGGGGAACACAGGGGUGGGUAGGUUAGGGCCUUAGAAAUUAGCCAGGGAUGAUUCACAAAAUGAAAAAUCCACACAGUGGUCACUGAGUUAGCUGGUUGCAAAUAUAUCUCAUUGAUGUUGGAGUGAAAACUUCCUUAGGCCAAAUCAAGCGAAGAUAAAAGCGGACAAAAAUUUUGAAGGCGGCAUCAGGGAUAGUUUAUAUAGGGCGCCCACAAAGACCAUCAUUAGGAAGCGUGUAGAUUCUGUGCUUUUGAACAGACUGGGUAGGAGACUCUAGGGGUGUAGAGGAAAGCAAAAUUAUCCCCCUAUUUACCCAAGCUUGUUGGCUAAAUUUUUUGUUACAGGUCUGGGACACAAACCUUUUCUGAAAAAGGAAUAGUUGUAGCCUUGGAAAAAUGGUUUUUCUAUUUUUCCCCCGUUAGGAUCAGCAUAGCCUCCCUUUCGCCUUAAGUGUCAGACCCCUAUUUUGAUUAAUUAAUACCCCAGCAUAAGAGUUAGAGCAAUAAGAGACACAAUCUAUUUUUGUUUAAAUUCUUUACCUCAUAGUAUGAAAUUAGUAAGACAGUUGAUGAUUUUACCCUGAAUACUGGUGCAGAGAGGUAUGUUGUUCUGUUUCGAAUGGGAAGAAUUUUAAUGGCCUAAAGAAAGCUGGGGUUAAUCCUGAAGCUAGGAGUAAAUGUUUACCUGAUUUUGUUCUGUGGUACCAAUAACAUCUGUGUAUAUCUUCUCUGUAUAUAUCUGAGCCAAGUUGUGGGCAGAGAGGUUGCUAGAACUCUAUUUACAGAAUACAGUUUUUACAAUUAAAAUUCACAUUUUAACAUGAGCAUGUGUGCUGCUGUCCUUCCCUGGCCCGAGAGAUGGGGUCUGUGUGGGAAGGAGGGGCGGCCCGGGGUAGGAGCAGGACCGGAAGGCGGACCUCACAGUGACGCCGGAGCCCCCCACCCGGCGCGUCUGGUGCCUGUUCUCCGUAAACCACCUCCAGGUCCCGGGGAGCAGAGCCGGGCCUGACCGCGCCGUCCGGGAGAGCCAGCGCCACACGCACGCGGCCACACGCCCAAGUUUUAAGGCGGUACAGGGUGGAUUGCUCACAUCGCUGGCUCUUGUGUUCAAAGCCGGGUUCCUCCUUUCCAAGGUCCGUGACCAAGGUGUCUGACGUCCCCUACUUCCUCGGGCUCAGGCAGAACGGAGGGAAGCCCUUGCGUGCGUAAAGAAAGUGCUAGCACGUCGUACCUACAGCUGUGUGCGUGGACCAGCCACGGCGCUCAGCACAGGGCUUGUAUAGAAAACAUCUGCUGGGCUUUCAUUAGAAGUCAUCCUAGCUUUUGAGUAAAGCCUUGCAAAAGGUUUGUGCAUACAGGAGGUGGGGGGCCCGGGCUCUCCGCAUCUCCGCAUUCGGGGCCGGGCUGACAAGGCGCUGAGCUGCACUGUGGCUGUGUCCUUCCCGUGGCUGCUGUGCGCCAGGUCCGUGGCAAAAACAAGGCCGUGACCGAUAAGGAAACCGUUGUUCUCACAGGAGCUAGCCUGAAUCAAGAAAGCGAAAUCCCCAGCAGGGAUCACAGAUUUCAAAAGGGAUAAAAAUACUGAUCUCUUAAAUACCCUUCCCCGAUCCUACAUCCCGUUAUUUCACUGGGCGGAUCAGAAUCGCUAAAUAAACAGACGCGCCGGUCGCCAGCCGAUCAAGGACGAAGCCAGCCAGCUUCUGUGCUGGUCCUUUACAACCUAUCAGAAAUCUAAGAUGGUUCAGGACUCCCCUGGCUCCUGGAGGGACAUUCCCUGCUCCCCUCUGUGGGCACCAGGGAGCGGGCGCUCCUUCUGCAGGUUUGCACCCACCUGUUUUUGGGCGGCGAAGCACAGCUUGUAACACCUCUGAAUACAGAACUGAACAGGUAAGCCUGGUUGUGAUCCUUCUUCAUACGCCUUAUAAUCCUUUUAAGCACUGGUCUUCACUCUCCAAGGGAUUCAUGGGCGCGGGUAUACGUACAGUCCGAAAACUGAUCGGCCUGGGGCCAAGGCCUAUGAGUUCUGCUUCCCGUUUCCCCCCUUCACCCCCAUCCUCCCUCAUCAUCCAUUCUGGGCAUUGCCCUCUGGAGUAUGGAAACCUUGGGGGCAACCAAACACAGGAAAAUCCUGAUGGUACUAUUAAAAAAUCAAUGAUUUAAGCCUGGCUUACAGAUCCUUAGCAAAUCAGGUACUUUCUAGUUCUCUGCUUUCAACAAACUAAAGGAAGAGCUAAUCAAGCUACUAAGUUCAAAGAACUGGAUGACAUUAGAAUUCUUUGUCUCGUCUAAUUUGGGUGCUUAGAUCUAUAAAAAAACGAAACAAGGACUAUAAAUGGUGUUGAGUCCUGUUUUAAUCUUAGCUGUAAAUAACGUUCUUGAACUCAAAGGGUUAGUUUUUAAUUAUCAAAAAUUCUCAGUAUUUUCAUCAGUUGUAUUCCAGUAAUUGUAACAGUUAAUCCUGUACUCAGUUAACACUAAAAAAUUUCCAUUUAUAUUUUUUGAUGGCAAGAAAAUAGGGCAAGUGAUA